Camelina sativa (false flax) is the source of this 1272-nucleotide messenger RNA. RefSeq names its product gamma carbonic anhydrase 1, mitochondrial. NCBI's taxonomy places the organism in Eukaryota, Viridiplantae, Streptophyta, Magnoliopsida, Brassicales, Brassicaceae. The record is from RefSeq and is a predicted model, not a curated record.
AGUUAAUUAUUUUGAUGUGGACAAUCUCUCCAUUUUGCAUUUCGCUUUCAGUCUUGUUCACCUUCGACUCUUCGAGGCUCGACCAUCUUCGUCUUCUUCCUUCAGUGUAGAGUUCUUCGCUUACCUGUGAAAGCGAAGAGACUGAAGAUCAAUGGGAACCCUAGGCAGAGCAUUUUACUCGGUUGGUUUUUGGAUCCGUGAGACCGGUCAGGCUCUCGAUCGCCUCGGUUGUCGCCUUCAAGGCAAAAAUUACUUCCGCGAACAACUGUCAAGGCAUCGGACUCUGAUGAACGUAUUUGAUAAGGCUCCGAUUGUGGAUAAGGGAGCUUUUGUGGCACCAAGCGCUUCAGUUAUUGGGGACGUUCAGAUUGGAAGAGGAUCGUCCAUUUGGUAUGGAUGCGUACUACGAGGGGAUGCAAACAGCGUUAGUGUUGGAUCAGGAACUAAUAUUCAGGACAACUCACUUUUGCAUGUGGCAAAAUCAAACUUAAGUGGGAAGGUGCAUCCAACCAUCAUUGGAGACAAUGUAACCAUUGGUCAUAGUGCUGUUUUACAUGGAUGUACUGUUGAGAAUGAGACCUUUAUUGGGAUGGGGGCGACACUGCUUGACGGGGUCGUAGUUGAAAAGCAUGGGAUGGUUGCUGCUGGUGCGCUUGUCCGACAAAACACCAGAAUUCCUUCUGGAGAGGUAUGGGGAGGAAACCCUGCAAGGUUCCUCAGGAAGCUCACUGAUGAGGAAAUUGCUUUUAUCGCCGAGUCAGCAACAAACUACUCAAACCUCGCACAGGCUCACGCUGCAGAGAAUGCAAAGCCAUUAAAUGCGAUUGAGUUUGAGAAGGUUCUACGCAAGAAGCAUGCACAAAAGGACGAGGAGUAUGACUCAAUGCUCGGUAGUGCGAGAGAAACUCCUAACAACAUACAGCCUGAUAAAGAAACAAAGCAUCCAUCUAAUGUGAACUGAUUUUUCUGAGGUAGAGUACAUUAGGGUAGAUGAAUUUGCAGCUCUUGGAGAAGCUUUGUUCGACAUUUUGUCAUGGAAUCUUAGGGAAUGGUAUUGUCAGAUCAAACUUUGGAUGCUAUAUUACUUUGGUCGUUUGAACUUAAGAAUCAAGCUUAUGAAACAUGAGUGAAUAAUAAGUCUGAUGCAUGUGCUAAUGCAAAUCCAUGUGCGCCUAUGUUGCUAGGCAAAAAUGAAGAAGAUCCAAACAUGAUAUAUAUAUUCAUAUAAUAACUGCAAAUUAUUAGUGGGGUUGAUGGUAUUGGUACCGUGAA